AUAGCAUGCCUUGUAAGCUCAAGCAUCGUAUAAUAUUUUCUGGCCUAUAAAAACAUUACUUUGUCAACAUCCUUCAUUGUUUGUUUUCAAUUAAGAGAGGAAGCAGGCAUCGAAGAUCAUCAAAGAUGAAACUCAUUUUUUGUAUUAUAUCCAAACUUCUCAUACUGCUAUGUCUAUCAGUUGCAUGCCUUUCUCAGGACUUUGAUUUCUUCUACUUUGUUCAGCAGUGGCCAGGAGCAUACUGUGACACAAGGCAGAGCUGCUGUUAUCCUAAGACUGGGAAACCUGCUGCAGAUUUCAGCAUUCAUGGACUUUGGCCUAACUACAAUGAUGGCUCCUGGCCCUCUAACUGUGACCCUGACAGUGUCUUUGAUAAAUCUCAGAUCUCAGAGCUUAUUAGCAGCAUGGAGAAGGAGUGGCCAUCCUUGAGCUGCCCAAGCAGCAAUGGGAUGAGGUUCUGGUCACACGAAUGGGAAAAACAUGGCACUUGUGCACAAUCUGAGCUUGAUCAAACCGAGUACUUUGAAGCAACUCUCAAACUCAAGAAAAAACUAAACCUCCUUAAGAUCCUCAAGAAUGCAGGGAUUGAACCAGAUGAUGAAUUUUACAGUCUAAAUAGCAUAACAAAUGCCAUAAAAGAGGGCACUGGGUUUACCCCUGGAAUAGAGUGUAACAGAGAUUCAGCUCGUAACAGUCAACUCUACCAAGUUUACAUGUGUGUGGACACUUCUGGGUCAGAUUUCAUUGAGUGUCCUUUGCUUCCAAGGAGCAAAUGUGGUGAAGAAAUUCAAUUUCCCAAGUUUUAACAAAAUUUAGUUCACUAGUUCAUCGUCUUUUUCCUUCUUCAUUCUUCUCUAUCACAUAUGUGCUUCAUUUGGAGCACUAAGUUGUUUAAGUCUUUGAUGCUUGCUUAUAUUGAUAUAAAGUGGUGGAGAUGAUUAGUUUCAGAAAGUCAAUAUCAAUCAAUUUUAAUUGCA
Molecule: messenger RNA, 977 nt
Organism: Vigna umbellata (rice bean)
Lineage: Eukaryota; Viridiplantae; Streptophyta; Magnoliopsida; Fabales; Fabaceae
Product: ribonuclease 3-like
Biological process (GO): RNA catabolic process
Cellular component (GO): extracellular region
Molecular function (GO): RNA binding; ribonuclease T2 activity
Source: RefSeq, a predicted model, not a curated record